Molecule: messenger RNA, 665 nt
Organism: Sus scrofa (pig)
Lineage: Eukaryota; Metazoa; Chordata; Mammalia; Artiodactyla; Suidae
Gene: RNASE6
Product: ribonuclease A family member 6
Biological process (GO): defense response to Gram-positive bacterium; defense response to Gram-negative bacterium; antibacterial humoral response
Molecular function (GO): RNA nuclease activity; nucleic acid binding
Source: RefSeq, marked provisional
CCAGGACUAACUGCUGCUUCUCUUCUCAGCGGGAACCCCAGCGUGGAGACCUGAGAAAAAUGGGGCCAGAUCUGAGAUGCUUUCCUCUCCUCCUAUUGCUGCUGGGACUGUGGUGGUCAGUGCGUCCACUUUGUGCCAUACCCAAGAAUCUCACCAGGGCUCAAUGGUUUACAAUUCAGCAUAUUCAGCCAAGCCCUCUCCAAUGCAACAAGGCAAUGAACGGUGUCAACAAUUAUACUUGGCACUGUAAGCCUCAAAACACCUUUCUGCACGACUCCUUCCAGGAUGUGGCCACUGCCUGUAAUUUACCCAACAUCACCUGUAAGAACGGCCAGAACAACUGCCACCAGAGUGCAAAGCCUGUUAGCCUGACUCAGUGCAGUUUCACCGGGGGGAACUAUCCAAACUGCCGCUACAAAGAUGCCGCCCAAUACAAGUUCUUUAUUGUUGCCUGUGAUCCCCCGCAGAAGGGCGACCCUCCUUAUCCGUUUGUUCCCGUACACUUAGAUAAGAUCAUUUAAAGUUUCCAUCACUUUCCCUCUCACUCAGCUCGCGUUCUCUUAUGAUCUCUUCUGAUUUUUCUUUUGUUGAUUUUCCUGGUUCCCAUGGAAGAAAAAAAAGGAGGGUGUUGGAAAAAUCAGAGCGAUGAGGAGGUUGGACUGGAG